Pungitius pungitius (ninespine stickleback) is the source of this 2522-nucleotide messenger RNA. RefSeq names its product SH3-domain GRB2-like endophilin B1a (gene sh3glb1a). Gene Ontology annotation, cellular component: cytoplasm; membrane. The record is from RefSeq and is a predicted model, not a curated record. Bases 249 to 1343 code for a protein of 364 amino acids. Gene Ontology annotation, molecular function: protein binding. Gene Ontology annotation, biological process: membrane organization. The transcript is spliced from 9 exons. Lineage: Eukaryota; Metazoa; Chordata; Actinopteri; Perciformes; Gasterosteidae.
CACAACUUACUGACAACAUUUUCCGCUGUCAACCUUUUCAUUUUGUCGUGUGACGUCCUGUCAGCGGUCAGCUGUGGGUGGGGACGUGAAGUAUCUUGUUCGUAUAUUAUCUUUGUAGGAACCAACAGCCGGGCGGAACUCCACCCCCCCGCCGAAAAAAGUCGCUUCAUCGCAGGGAUGGCAGUUUGUCUGUGAGACGAGCUAGCUGUUGUUUUAACGCUUUAAGUGUUUAUUGCCUCGGUUGUGCCAUGGAUUUUAACGUAAAGCGACUAGCUGCAGACGCCGGUACUUUUCUAAGCCGUGCAGUACAAUUUACAGAAGAGAAACUUGGCCAGGCGGAGAAGACUGAGUUGGACGCCCAUUUGGAGAACCUUCUGGUGCGGGCUGAGAACACCAAACAAUGGACGGAGAGGAUUAUGAAACAGACCGAGGUCUUACUACAGCCCAACCCAAAUGUCCGUCUGGAAGAAUUUGUGUACGAGAAGCUGGAAAAAAAAGCCCCUACGCGACUGAACAACCAUGACCUGCUGGGCCAGGCCAUGAUUGAGUCGGGGAAUGACUUUGGCCCUGGCACCGCUUAUGGAAAUGCUCUGAUAAAAUGUGGAGAGACGGAGAAGCAAAUUGGUGGCGCAGAACGGGAGUUGAUCCAAAGCGUUGCCAUCAACUUCCUGACACCUUUCAGAAACUUUUUGGAGGGAGACUUCAAAACUAUUCUGAAAGAGCGGAAGCUUCUGCAGGUCAAACGUUUGGAUUUGGAUGCAGCCAAAACCAAGCUAAAGAAAGCCAGGAUGGCUGAUGCAAGAGCUGCAGCAGAGCAGGAGCUGAGGAUGUCCCAGAGUGAGUUUGACCGGCAGGCGGAGAUCACCCGGCUGCUGCUAGAGGGCGUCAGUAGCACCCACGCACAUCACCUCCGCUGCUUGAAUGACUUUGUGGAGGCCCAGACUACGUACUACGCACAGAGCUACCAGUACAUGGUGGAUCUCCAAAAGCAGCUGGGCAGCUUCCCCUCCACAUUCUCCAACAACAACCAGUCGUCGGUGUCGGGCGGCGCCAGCAUCUCUGUGCCCACCAUCUCUGUGUCUGCCUCCCUGCCCAGUGUGUCCGCGGGCCACGGCAGCUCGCCGGCCUCGGGCGGGUUCAACGAACUGCGCGGCUCCAACGGCAGCCGCCGAGCCCGAGUUCUCUACGACUACGACGCGGCCAGCAGCAGCGAGCUCUCCCUGCUCGCCGAUGAGGUGAUCGUGGUCAGCAGCGUCCCCGGCAUGGACUCCGACUGGCUGAUGGGCGAGCGCGGCAGCCAGAAGGGCAAAGUGCCCAUCACUUACCUGGAGUUGCUUAACUGAGACCCCCCCCAGCCCUCUGUAACCAGCUGUGAUCUCAUAUUUAUGUUGGGUUGCAGGGGACCGGCCUCACUUUCCCUUCCAUUUGGCCGUUUUAGAACGAGUUGUAUUUCUAUGAAGUCUCGGACACAUGCUGGAUCGAAUACAUUUGAAAGAAGAGAAAGGAAACAGCCCCCCCGAUCCCUGAUGUGUUUUUGUAUGCGACAGUAAUAGUCAUUUCUAUAACAUGCUUCCAUGCCUCUGUGCUUGAUGCCAUUCAGUCUGCAACAUGUGCCAGAACAUCUCCCAAACUGGAACUAAAAAACAACAAAGCUUUGUUUACAAUAUAUUGAUCUCAGAUGGUGACCUAAAUGCUCUUAAUGUGAGGGUUUUAUUUCUCUUCCCUCACUGCAAGUUUUUUCUACUAGCGACACAGUGGGCACUUUUCAGAAAAACAAAAAUGCACUUCCGUUUGAGGUGGAGAGUGAUGCUGAUAAUUAAAUCUUGUUUUAUAAUUGAUAAUCUACGGUGAAGUAGCUGUUAUGGUUAUCCAAAGAUUUUUUUUUUGUUUUUUUUAAACAUCCUUUCGAGUAUUGUAGGUCAGCUUUAUGCACACGGGGGCCAUGCUGGACAGCGAGUUGAACACCUCGUUUUUGGUACAUUUGGUUAAAAAAAAGCUGCCAUGCCAGACAUCAAGUGCCUAUUGAGGUGGAUCUGCCUCUGAAGCCAUUUGCCUGGUUUGCAGCUGCACCAUUGGCUUUGAGCCUCCUCUCCAAGUAUUGAACCCUCACACUUCUAGUUAAGUUAUUGACAAUUGGAAUUCCCAAUUUCCACAUUUUGUUGGGAGUUAAUAUACCUGAAGACAGCUGUUGUCUCUGAUUAAAUUAUUGACGUGUAUUGUACAUGAAUACACAGUAAGUGACAUGUUGAUCAUCUUUGCCAAUAGUUGACUUGGUGUUUACUUUGAAAAAAAAAAAAAGCCUUAAAGUAUAACUGUAUACUUUUUUUUUUUUACAUUUACAUGUAUUUCAAUUCCAGAUUGAAAAAAAAAAGCGUUGUUGCAUUGUGGGAGAUGAAUGUAUAUUAUUCUAUGGCUGCUUUUUGUUUUUGUGUGUAACUGAUAAUAUAGCAUACAAUUGUAAAAUAAAUAUACAAUACGAUGCGUUAUUCAAGAAAAUGUCGCUUUGUAUUGGUUUAUGUCCA